AUGAUCGCUCAUAGUUUAAUUAUAUUUUUUGUAUAUUUAGAAGACCUCUACUCUGACUCCACCGCGGAUCCACCAGCUGUGAAACAACGUCAAUCUGAACCAGAGAAACCAAAACCGAAGCCUGAAUCUGAGGAGUCAAGUCCGCCUCCACCUAAAAACAAGUCCGGCCCAAACCCCGAAACUCCCCCGGUUCCCAACAGUCCCCCAGUUCCCCCUAGUCCCCCAAAUGCUCCCAGUAGAAGGUUCUUCACAUCUCUGUUUUCUAUACCAGGAGCGGUGAUGGAUACUCUGAUAAAUGGAGAAAUUGUAUUGUAA
This is a messenger RNA of Spodoptera littoralis (African cotton leafworm), 315 nucleotides long. The record is from the annotation of a GenBank genome assembly. NCBI's taxonomy places the organism in Eukaryota, Metazoa, Arthropoda, Insecta, Lepidoptera, Noctuidae.